AUGGACUCCGAAGAGGAACCAAGCACAUGCAGUAUCUGUUUCGAUGAUUUUCAACAGCCCAAACUUCUCUUAUGUCGUCAUACAUUCUGCAAACCAUGCCUUGUCGAUUACACAAAGAAAGAGGACGUGGGUGAAAUAAUCUGUCCAUUAUGUCGACAGAAGCAGAUGUUGGGAAGUAGAGGUUUACAUGGUUUAUUGGACAAUUACUUUGUGCCUUUAAGGACCCCAGAACCACCACCAAAUCUACAAGUAUGUUGUGAAAUUUGUUCUAAGAGGGCAGAACUCUCACAAUGCCUUCAUUGUUCACUGAAGCUUUGCCAUUCGUGUAACUUGGAUCAUAACAUGGCUCUGAAGAUAUCUGGCGAAAGAGCUGGAUGUGAAUCAGAUUCGCAAGGAAGUGGCUCAUCUGAUGAUGAUCGACCCACCUCUCCUCAACAUUUUCUGCAAUUAUCACACCGUUCUUCAAGGACUAAAUUAAUUGCAGAAUUUGUUUCCAGUUUUACAGUGCCUUUCAAUGAUGAAAAUCCGUCAUGCAUUUUUCCGAAUGCCAGAGAUACCUGCUUGUUAUCAAUGGGCUUAGGACCCGAAAUUUUAGAAUAUACACUAAAAGGAAGACGCAUAGGUAGAAAAGUUUACAAUAAAGGGAUUUGUGGAAUAACUAAAACAUUAGAAAAUAAAAUUCUCUUUUCCAAUGUUUUUGAAGCAGCCAUUUUUGAAGUAGCCGACGAGUCCCGAAUAUCCGUUUUUGCGAAAUGCGAUUCAUACAAACCGACAUCAUUGUCCGUAUUUAAAGAUGGAAGAGUAGCGUCCGCCGGAGACGCUUAUACCAAUGCUGGGCCUCGCAGAAAAAGAACCGUCGAUCAUGGAGCUUUGCAGAUAUUUAGCCAAAACGGUAAAUUGUUAAAAGAAAUAAUCAAAGACAGGAAUGAUUUCUUAUUUAAGUUGCCUGUUUGUGUUUCCGUGAAUUCACAGAAUAAUACAGUUUGUGUUGCUGACAUUGGUUUGCAACAAGUUCUAAUUAUGACUGACGAGGGUUAUGUUAUAAGAAAAUACAGAGGACGGACCAGAGGAAGCACUAGCGCUAUAUGUCUUUCAGGUUCAGUGGUAUUGAGUGUGAAUACUAGUACGUUUAAGCCAGUGGCUUUGUGUCAUGAUCAAGAUGGAAACCUUGUGAUAGCAAAUAUGUUGGAUGAGACUCUCCACCUUCUAUUAUCAAAUGGGGAUUUCUUUUGCUACAUUUAUGCAAAGACUAAUAGCUUUCGGCACACAGGCAGUUUGUGUAUUGACAGUCAAAGCAGACUGUGGGUAACAGACCAUCGGAAGGGAAAAGUGAAAAUAUUUCAGAUUAUUUCUUACAAAAACAAUCUACAACAUGCUCUUCGUUGA
Saccostrea echinata is the source of this 1386-nucleotide messenger RNA. RefSeq lists its product as uncharacterized. Gene Ontology annotation, molecular function: ubiquitin-protein transferase activity. Gene Ontology annotation, biological process: positive regulation of DNA-templated transcription. NCBI's taxonomy places the organism in Eukaryota, Metazoa, Mollusca, Bivalvia, Ostreida, Ostreidae. Bases 1 to 1386 code for a protein of 461 amino acids. The transcript has a single exon. Gene Ontology annotation, cellular component: nucleoplasm; chromatin. The record is from RefSeq and is a predicted model, not a curated record.